ACUGCCAUGCUCUUAAAUCUUAAUUCCGCAGCAAUGGAGGCGAGUGGUCGUCGUCCUCGUCUUCUUCUGCAAAUCUGCCUAAUUUUCUCAACGUUAAUAUUAACCUUCUUCUCUCCGGUCGUCAGAUCGUCAUCGACGCUGGACCUUCAGAUUCUCAGUGCCGAGCGUAGAGUUGACUUGAGUUCGCAUAUAAUUAGGGUUUCCUUGACGCUUAAGGUUGAAAAUGUUGGCACAUCUCCAGCUUCUGAAAUUCUUCUUGCCUUCUCACCUGCACAAGUUGAUCAUUUAGCAUGGAUUAAAGCAGGAGCCCUUGUCGGGAAGAAGAGGAAGAAAUCUUCACUGCCGCUUGAUGUAAAACCAAGCAACAUACUGGAUGGUCCAAAUGGAACUAAAUACUACUCUGUAUUUUUUACCAGCCAACUAGGGAGUGGUGAAUCUGUAUCCCUAGAAGUACUUUAUGUGUUGACUCAUUCUCUUGAGCCUUUUCCUGUAGAGAUAAGCCAAUCCGAGUCUCAGUUGGUUUAUUUCCGUGACAGUGCAGUGAUACUGUCACCUUACCAUAUUAAAAGUCAGGAAACAUCUUUUAGGACACCAACUAACAAAGUUGAAUCAUUCACCAGAGUGGAACCAACUGACCGCUCUGGAACAGAACUAAAAUAUGGACCGUAUGAGGAGCGCCCUUCUUACUCGUACAGUCCUGUAAUUAUUCAUUUUGAGAAUAAUAAUCCAUUUGCUGUUGUUGAGGAGCUUGUUCGUGAAAUUGAAAUAUCCCACUGGGGAAAUCUUCAGAUAACUGACCAUUAUAAAUUGGCACAUGCUGGUGCUCGACAAAAAGGUGGCUUUUCAAGGGUUGAAUAUCAAUCUAAGCAACCUUUUGGUGGUUCAGCUUCAUUUAAGCAUCUUUUGGCAGAGCUGCCCCCAAGGGUUCACUCUGUCUACUAUAGGGAUGAUAUAGGGAAUAUUUCGUCAUCACGAUUACGGAUAGGUGCUAAGAAGUCAGAGCUGUUAAUAGAGCCUCGCUAUCCUCUAUUUGGAGGCUGGAAAGCAACUUUUGUCAUUGGAUAUGGGGUGCCGGUACAUGAUUAUCUUUUUGAGUCAGCUGAUGGUUCACGUUACCUGAGUUACAGUUUUGGAUGCCCCCUUGCUGAGACUGUAGUGGACAAGUUAACUAUAAAAGUAGUGCUGCCUGAGGGAUCAGAAGACCCUUCUGCAGUGAUUCCUUUUCAAGUGGAACAAAGGCUGGAGAAGAAGCACUCCUACCUUGAUGUUGUGGGAAGGACUGUGUUGGUUCUGGAGAAGAAAAAUGUAGUUCCUGAUCAUAACUCUCCUUUCCAGGUCCAUUACAAGUUCAAUCCAGUAUUCAUGCUUGCAGAGCCAUUGAUGCUAGUUUUGGGCUUUUUCCUCCUCUUUGUUGCCAGCAUUGCUUACCUGCACAUGGACAUCGCAAUACGCAAAUCUUGAUGCUUUAGCUCAACCUUCAGUCAGUGAUUUUGAAGGCAGCUACCUGUCACAUUUAGAAGACAUUUUUGCAGUUAAAGGUCAACACAUGAACCCCUCUCAUUCUGUCAGAAGAAAAAAAACGCACAAAGAUUGUCAUGCAAUUCUCUGCCACUGGCAAAAUGAGUGAGGGUUUUCACAUGUUUUAGCUUCCGCAUGAUUAUGUAGAUCACAUUACGGCCGAGGUGCAGAUUAAUCUUUAGUAGAGUUUUUUGCUUGAAGUGGAAUGUAUCAACUGAUUUUAUGUUAUAUACGGAAAAGGAUAUUACGAUGAUCAACUACCCUUAAUUGGUUAUUUGGGUUUGAA
This is a messenger RNA of Coffea eugenioides, 1804 nucleotides long. Its product is annotated as dolichyl-diphosphooligosaccharide--protein glycosyltransferase subunit 1B. The record is from RefSeq and is a predicted model, not a curated record. The transcript is spliced from 9 exons. NCBI's taxonomy places the organism in Eukaryota, Viridiplantae, Streptophyta, Magnoliopsida, Gentianales, Rubiaceae. Gene Ontology annotation, cellular component: membrane; oligosaccharyltransferase complex. Bases 7 to 1461 code for a protein of 484 amino acids.